UGGGUAUCUACCCAAAGUUUGACAACAAGUGCACAUCGCCAGAGGUUCACUUCCUCUCCAGGUGCUCUGCUGACUAACGAUUUGACUUCAGCCAGAGAAAGGACUGAAUGAGUCACACAUCCUGACUCACAUCACAUCCCAUCCAAACAUGACUCGGCUCAGUUGGACUGCUUGGGUUUUGUUAGUGAGCAUUUUGCAGAUUUCAGGUGAAACGAAAACUCUAAAAAAUUAUAAUUUCAUGGAUAUCAGAAAAUGUUUCCAGGAAAAAAAGAGUUUUGUAGUUGUCGAUAGUUUCUAUGGCAAUAUCAGUGCAAAACCCUACCGGAAUCAGACCCAAGUGAAUUGCACAGUAUUUGUAGAGACAAACGGAACUGAAUUGGAAAAUUAUACCAGAAGCAUUCAGGACACUUGGCCGAAAAUUAAAAGCAAUAGCAGCAUUUUGAAACUUCACAUUUCAAAAUGGCAUUUAGAUCAAGGCGGGCGUAUGUAUGUUCUGUAUGGGAAAUUCUGCAACCGCACACAAUUUAACUUUACAGGUUCAGACUGUGUCUUCAAUACCACAGACACAGAGUGUCAGAUUAGAUGUAUCAAUACAAGCACGGUGUGUAAAAAAUCUACCUACAGUGAAGAUUCCUGCCAUAACAUGGCUCCAGAUCUCCGGAAUGAUUACAUAAUCGACAUAAACUCAACAACCGCCAACUGUGUAAACUGUAACAAUCCAGUGAAAAAGCCUGAGGAGAAAAAAGUACUUAAUACAACACUUACUUCAGGAGGAGGAGAAAUUAAUGCUGCCAAAGCUGUUGAACUAAUAAAAGACUUAAGGAACUUGGCUGCCGACAUAAAUGGAUCUUCAGCUGAAAUAACUGUAGGAGAAGGAGUCAAAGGAGUUUUGGUGAAAGAAACACAUAAAGACGAAGUAGCGGAAGUAUUAUUUGCUUAUCAGUCUCCAAAUGACAGCAUAAAUAUUAUAGACAACACAGAAACUUUGAAAAAAUUUUCAAGAGCUGUUACGGUGCCAAAAGAAGCUUUUGAUAAAGCUGUUGCUCAAAACGUCAGUAUCCCAUUUGCAGCUGUUUUCCGAUUUAUUAAUAUGGCUAAGGAUGAGAAGAACAGUACUGUUUUAGGGAAUGAAGUUUUAGCUAUUGAGAUGGGAGCUACUAUCGCCAACCUCACAGACAACAUAAACAUUGUUUUUACAAAUAUGACAUAUAGAGGGAUACCGUCUUGUCAUUCAUGGAAUGGUGAAGGAAGUCUACCAAACUGGACGAGUGAUGGCUGUGUGACAUAUAUAACUGAACAUGGCAUUAGGUGUCAGUGUUCACAUUUGACAUUCUUUGCUGUCUUGAUGACUCCUCUUAAUGAAACCAUUUCAGCUUCUGAUUUUAAAAACCUCACAGUCAUCACCCAAGUUGGCUGUGGACUCUCCAUGUUCUUCCUCGCCAUAGUCCUCUUCAUGCACUUCCUUUCAAGGCGGAUCAAGGCCAGUAAUGCCACAAACAUCCUCAUCAACCUGGUGUGUGCCUUGUUCCUGCUUAACCUCACUUUCCUGGUCAAUAACUAUGUGGCGAAUCUGAACAACAGUGUGGGCUGUAAGAUCAUGGCGGCCCUAAUGCACUAUUUUAUGCUGGCCACUUUCACCUGGUUUGCUGCGCAGGCCUUCCACCUGUGUCUGAGCCUGUAUACAGGAGGGAAAAUCGCAAUCCAUCGCUACAUACUGAAAAUUGCCAUUACCAGCUGGGUACUGCCUUCAGUUAUUGGGAUUGUCCUGCUCAGCAUUGGGAAAUAUGGUGAACAAGUCAUCAGCUACCAAAACACUGGAAACGCUGCAGAUAAUGUGAUGAUGUGUUGGAUAACAGACAACAGUGUCCACUUAAUCAUCAACAUAGGCUACUAUGCUUUAGUCUUCCUCUUCACUUUUACCACCUUCAUCAUCAUGAUGUCCUGGCUCUGCUGUCUCAGGAAUGUCAAAGGAGCUAAAGCAAAAGGGGACCAAAGUAGCAUAAAUAUCAUAAGCGUCAUGGGCCUGUGUUUCAUGCUGGGCAUUACAUGGGGCUUUGCUUUCUUUGCCUAUGGUGUCUUCCAGGUCCCCGCGCUCUACCUUUUCACCAUCCUCAAUUCUUUCCAAGGUUUUUUCCUGUUCAUCUACUACUACAAAACCUCCCGCAUUCUACCUCCACCCUCUGAUGUGAAGUCAAGCAGCGUCAGUAACAUCACUGAUAAAACCAGUCUAAGCAGCUUUACAAACCCCUACUUUAGCUGAGCUAAAGAUACAGACACACUGAGACUGAAGACCCGUACCGUUAAGUGUAAACUGCUGUAUAACACUCUAAUAGUAAAUAACACACAUAGUCCCACUUAGGUUUGUUGAUAUUGUAAAUACAUGUUAGAAAAUGCCUUUACUGUUAAAGGUCUUAAUUUGUCCUGGAAGCAAUGAACUUUGAUAUUUUGACAAAAAGCAACAGAAUAUAAUAAACUUUUGUCCUUUUUUUAGCCAUUUUAAACUGUUAAUAGUUUUAUAUCUUUAGUCAAGCACUACAGACUAUAAUAAUAGCCAUGACUGACCAUAUCUCCACACAUAGGAUGUACCUAAAGUAGCAGGUGAGUGCCUUGAACUGCUGCCCUGCUGCCUCUGAUGUAUGAACAGGU
This is a messenger RNA of Oreochromis aureus, 2646 nucleotides long. RefSeq names its product adhesion G-protein coupled receptor G5-like. Gene Ontology annotation, molecular function: G protein-coupled receptor activity. Bases 149 to 2260 code for a protein of 703 amino acids. Lineage: Eukaryota; Metazoa; Chordata; Actinopteri; Cichliformes; Cichlidae. Gene Ontology annotation, biological process: adenylate cyclase-activating G protein-coupled receptor signaling pathway; cell surface receptor signaling pathway. The record is from RefSeq and is a predicted model, not a curated record. The transcript has 18 exons. Gene Ontology annotation, cellular component: membrane.